Notodromas monacha is the source of this 2212-nucleotide messenger RNA. Lineage: Eukaryota; Metazoa; Arthropoda; Ostracoda; Podocopida; Cyprididae. The record is from the annotation of a GenBank genome assembly.
GAAGUUCUUCCGGGAGACACUCUUGAACUUAUUCACUCGUGCGAAAGACAGAGAGAGAGAAGAGAAAAAACAUAAUUCGUAGAAUAAAUUUCAAAAAUUUAAAGCCAUGAAUGAAAGUUUCUUCAGUUACUCGGAAGAUGGAAAACUGAGGUGUGAAAAUGUGGAUUUGACGCAGCUGCAAAAUGAGGUCAGUGGUAAAUGCGACCAGCCGUUUGUUGUGUACAGCAAAGGACAGCUCGUGAAAAAUAUUCAAGGUUAUUUGAACGGAUGGAAAGACGGAGUGAAAUUCAGCAUUGGUUUCGCCCUCAAAGCGAAUUUCAAUCCCAACAUUUUACAAUUGAUCAAGGAAUUCAACAUCAAUUGCAUCGCAGUCAGUGGGAACGAAGUCAACCUUGCUUUAAGAGAGGGUUACCAACCGCAACAAAUCAUUUUCAAUGGCAACGGAAAACAGAGGUGGGAAAGAAAACUUGCUCUACAAGCAGGUUGCUACCUGAACAUUGACUCAGCCAUGGAUGCAAAGAGCACUUCAUCACUUGCUACAGAACUGGGGGUUGAGGCAAAACUGUUUCUCAGGAUAAACCCAGAUGUCACCAGUGCACAACUUGAAGGUGUUCAUGAGUACAAUUCUACUGCUACUUCAGACUCAAAAUUUGGAGUGAGCUCACAGCACUUGGAUGAGGUCUUGGAGAUCAUAAACUCAAAUGAAAAUUUACACCUGGUGGGUCUCCAUUGCCACCUUGGAAGCACUAUCAAAGACGUAUCUGUGCUCUUGGACAAUCUUAGGUAUUUGAUGACUCUUGGAGAAAAGCUGAGGCCAAAACACCAGAAUCUAAAGGUUUUGAAUAUUGGUGGAGGACUUGGCAUUGACUAUUAUCAUCAAACAGAAGUUGGUGUGCCUUCACCAUCAGAUUUAAUCAAGGCAUUGAAUGAAGAACCUGGAAUGGAUGACUGGGAAUAUGUGCUGGAGCCUGGGAGGUCAUUAGUGGGAAAUACAGGAAUGAUUGUGGGAAGAGUGUUGGGCAUCAAAGAAGGAGCCAAAACAGGAAAGAGGUUCAUUGUGACAAAUGUGGGAAUGAAUGACUUGAUAAGACCAUCAUUGUACAAUGCCCAUCAUCAUAUUAGUGUUCUGGACAAAGCUCAAACUUUUGGAGAUCCCAUGCCUUUUGAAAUAGUCGGGCCAAUUUGUGAAUGCGGGGAUUUCCUAGCAAAGGGUUUCACGAUGCCUGAACCCGUAGCGGAAUGUGGAAUUGCAGUUUGGGAUUGCGGCGCUUACGCGACAUCUAUGAGCAGUAAUUACAACCUUCGCCCGAAGUUGGCAGAGGUUUUGGUAGAUGACAAUCAAUGGUGCCUCAUUCGCCGCGCUGAGGCCUUGGACGACAUCUUGCGGACGUUUUACGACCUUCGCGGGAGGCCCUUGGAAACCUCCUUUGAAAUAGUCGGGCCAAUUUGUGAAUGCGGGGAUUUCCUAGCCAAGGGUUUCACGAUGCCUGAACCCGUAGCGGAAAGUGGAAUUGCAGUUUGGGAUUGCGGCGCUUACGCGACAUCUAUGGGCAGUAAUUACAACCUUCGCCCGAAGUUGGCAGAGGUUUUGGUAGAUGACAAUCAAUGGUGCCUCAUUCGCCGCGCUGAGGCUUUGGACGACAUCUUGCGGACGUUUUACGACCUUCGCGGGAGGCCCUUGGAAACCUCCUUUUCAGUGGAAGUAGGACCAACUUAUUGGCUUCAAAACCUCUACAUGUCACCAGAGAACAGGAAUAAAGGCCAAGGCAAGCAAUUGUUACUCGCUACCAUGAAGGAAAUUUUAAAUCAUCCCUGCAACCGACUGAACUUCGCCAUGGAAGUUGAGAAACCAGAAAUUGUAGCAUUUUAUAAUCGCUUGGGAGUCCAGGAUUUCACCCAGCAACACAACUGGAAAUUACUCAAGUUCAACAAUGAAACAUUGCAUCUGGAAGUAGGACCAACUUAUUGGCUUCAAAACCUCUACAUGUCACCAGAGAACAGGAAUAAAGGCCAAGGCAAGCAAUUGUUACUCGCUACCAUGAAGGAAAUUUUAAAUCAUCCCUGCAACCGACUGAACUUCGCCAUGGAAGUUGAGAAACCAGAAAUUGUAGCAUUUUAUAAUCGCUUGGGAGUCCAGGAUUUCACCCAGCAACACAACUGGAAAUUACUCAAGUUCAACAAUGAAACAUUGCAUCGUUUGUCCCAGCAAUGA